AUGGUCAAUUUUGGAAAAUUUGUCCCGGUUCCCGAACUUCCAUCGAAAAAAGAAAAACCAUUGAAAAAUGAAGUUGGAAGAGAAGAAUACAUGGGCUUGCUCAAGAAGGUGAUGAUCGAUUUCGAUAGUGUUAUCAAUGAUGACUGUGAGAGUCUUAAACCAAAGUUAGAGGAAAACUCUUUAGAAAUGGACGCUUUAAAAUCUACGCAGUGUUUUUAUAUUGCUCUUUUAGAGCUCGAUCCCCAGGUAGUCCACGUAGCCCGAGAUAUGAUUGAACGUUCUGAACAUCAAUUUGAAGAUUUCCGGAAAACAGUUGAAAGUUCAACCGAAAAUUAUGGUAGCUAUCCUCCAGGGUCAGAAAUCCAAGUUUUUAAUUCGUUGUUUUUGUUGAUGGAUACCAUUUUGGGAUUUAUGUCUGGAUCACUUAUGGAGUCAAUGAAAGCGACCUAUCGAUUGCGCACAACACACAAUUCCUUUUCCAAGCUGCUUGAAGAUGUAGAAAAAGUUCAAAAAGAAAAAGCUUCCGGCAUAAGAGCUGUGAAUAAUAGCAGUGAUGCGUUUCUAGAUGAAAUCGUGGAGUCUGGAGCUAUGGCUGGAUAUGGUGUUUUGAAUUUUCUAGUGUCAAUGUUUCCAUCUUCUUAUUCUAAAAUCAUUUCAUUUAUAUGCUUUAACCCAAACAGAAAGCAAGCUAUUGAGGGGUUGUGGAAAUCAUCAAUGUACAAUAAUGUACUUGGUGCUGCUUCUCUUAUUACACUUUUUACUUUUUAUGGAAUGAUACAGCCCAUCGCAAGUAUUUCAACUGUUCAUUAUGAUUCUGAACUGAGUCGACUUGAAAGCCAUAUUCAAAAUUUCAAAACGCGAUAUAGGAAGAGUCUGUUAUGGCAAUUUAUGGAACUUAAGAUUUCAUUACUAACAGGUAACCCAGAAAAGGCCAUUAAGAUUGGGAAUCAAACGGUAACUACUACAAGCGAACAGCUUAUAAAUUUACAGGGCUUUGAUAUGGCAAUGGCUUGUGUCUGUGUCCGCGAUUUUAAAAGUGCCGCAAAACAAUUCUUGAUUUUACAGGAAAUGAAUUCUUGGUUUCGGGGAUUGCACUGGUAUUUUGCCGGUUGUUGCAUGCUCCAACACGCAAAAGAGUUGGAGAAAAUUAAAAAUGCAGACCCGAACGAGUACAACGCUUUCGUGCAAGAUGGCGUAGAUCUAUUGGUAAAAUCUUUAUCUUCCUUACAAGAAAAAGAAAGUAAACGUUUGCUGCCGAUGGAAAAGUUUUCGAUUCGUAAAGUUCUGAAAUGGGAGAAAAAAGCCAAAGCAGAAAAUAAGCCGUUACACCAAGUAAUAACAGUUCCUCCGUAUCUACAAUUUUUGUAUGCCUUUGUGGUUUGCACUUUGGGAUUCAAAAGGUAUAAUGAAGACUACAAACAGGAUCUACUGGAAAGUGCAUGCCACGAUGAAGAUGAUAUCGCUUUGCAAGAUUUUUUACUUGCAGUUAUCGAGAGAAUGCAGAAGAAUUAUAAAUCGUCGAAUGCCCGCUUGAGUAGAAUACUGCUGCUGAACCAAGCUUCUUUGUUGGGCGACGAUAAGGAUUUUUGGAUUUUUCCAUACGCACAUUACGAACUUGCGGCUUCCAAUUGGUUUGAAUAUGGAAUGGAGGCAGAAUUGGAAGUCAGGCGCUUGGUAAAAAAAGCAGAGUCGUUUCAGGAUUACGAUGUAGAAGAGCGAAUGGGUAUUCUUGCUAAAAUUGCUUAUCAAACAUUGGAUUCGGCCAAAUAG
Messenger RNA from Schizosaccharomyces osmophilus, 1770 nucleotides. Its product is annotated as mitochondrial outer membrane protein iml2. NCBI's taxonomy places the organism in Eukaryota, Fungi, Ascomycota, Schizosaccharomycetes, Schizosaccharomycetales, Schizosaccharomycetaceae. The transcript has a single exon. Gene Ontology annotation, cellular component: nucleus; cytosol; mitochondrial outer membrane. Bases 1 to 1770 code for a protein of 589 amino acids. The record is from RefSeq and is a predicted model, not a curated record.